AUGUAUUUUAGCGUUUACUUAUAUUUGCACUUAUACUUAUGCAUUUGUGCUAGCCGCUUACUUCAAGAUUAUGGUAUGGGUCAACCUCCUGAGGAGUUAUGUAUAUAUGUACUUACAUGGAAUGUAGGUGCUAGUUCGCCAGAGAAAACAAAUUUGGAUAGCUUGUUAUCACUUGAUGGAACAUCAAAUUGUCCGAAAAAAGAGCCGGAUAUAUUUGUGAUAGGACAACAAGAAGUCCAAGCAAGUGUAGCAAAACAAAUAAGUUGUUUAUUUACAAAUCAUCCAUGGACAGAUACAUUUAUUACAUAUUUAAAAGAUUAUGGUUACCAAAAGGUAUGUUCAAGAUUGAUGCAAGGUUUGCUAAUUAAUGUUUUUGCGAAAUCUGAACAUUUACCAUACAUCGAUAAUGUGGAGUCGCAGAAAACUGGAACUGGAUUAGGUGGGUUUUGGGGUAACAAGGGUGCUGUAAGUAUACGCAUGAAUCUCUAUAAUGGAAGUGUAACAUUCGUCAAUAUGCACUUGGCAGCACACGAUGGUAUGAUGGGAAAACGCCUCAAACAGUUUACAAAAAUUUUAUUAUAUCACAACUACAAAACUCUUCAUUAUAUAUUUGAUCACGACGUAGUCACUAUUCUCGGUGAUCUCAACUUUCGAAUUAAAGGCAUAGAUAAUUCUGAGUCCAUAAUUAAUAAAGUUAAAAAUAAAAAUCUUUAUGAGUUACUGGAACGUGACGAAUUACGCAUAUUAUUAGAACAUAAUAAAAUAUUUCAAUGUUUAAAUGAAGUUUGUCCUGAAUUUUCACCAACAUUCAAAUAUAAAGUUGGCACUCAAAGUUAUAACAGAAAGCGACGUCCAGCUUGGUGCGAUCGAAUAUUACACCGGGCGCUAGGUAAGCAGGCACGUUGUAUCGGAUUUCCCGUAGCCUAUGGAACUUUUUUAAAAGUGCAACAAUUAUCAUACAGAUCGCAUUGGAAAUACGUGCAAUCUGACCAUAAGCCAGUUUCAGCAGAAUUCUUAUAUAAAAUGGAAAGAACUAGCAAAUGCAAAUAUUUCAGUGCUGAGGGCGAUUAUAUACGACCGAUUGAUGAACUAUGAAUAUUUCUUCUACGGCAUGAUUAAUCCAUUUCAACAAGAAUGAAGCGGCACCACUCUUGUCACUGAAUUAUGCUUCAAUUAUUGCACCUGUUUCCAUUGGAAGAUACGAUUAAGAAAAUUGAAGAUCUUCAUUGACAUUUCAAAGCUUAUCAAUGUUAGGUAUGCAUAUAUAUAUUAUUAGCGAAACAUUUUGGAGAUGAGGAGAUCCCCACCACGACAUAUUAUUUUAUUUAAUUUAAUUAAC
This is a messenger RNA of Teleopsis dalmanni, 1339 nucleotides long. Its product is annotated as inositol polyphosphate 5-phosphatase K-like. The coding region runs from base 1 to 1095 and encodes 364 amino acids. Lineage: Eukaryota; Metazoa; Arthropoda; Insecta; Diptera; Diopsidae. Gene Ontology annotation, cellular component: plasma membrane; cytoplasm; ruffle. The record is from RefSeq and is a predicted model, not a curated record. Gene Ontology annotation, biological process: phosphatidylinositol dephosphorylation. Gene Ontology annotation, molecular function: phosphatidylinositol-4,5-bisphosphate 5-phosphatase activity. The transcript is spliced from 2 exons.